AUAGAAACGUUUGCAUUUAUUUAUGUCAAUAUUUUGACCCAUAACCAUGUAUUUUCGGUUCGGAGAAAAAUCGAAUAUAAAACAGUAAAUAUUAGAUUACUUGGGUCACAAGUCGUGCAAAUAUAGUCUUCGAACAAAAUGUCAAAAGCAACAACAAUUAAAGAAGCAAUCAAACGUUGGGAAGAUCAAACUAAACAAAAUUCUAACGAUGCUAAAGAGAUUGGCUUACAAUUUCAAUGGCCACCAAUUGAAAAAAUGGAUACAACACUGUCAACGCUUGUUAAAUGCGAAAAAUUAAGUUUGUCAACAAAUAUGAUAGAAAAAAUUACCGGAAUAAAUGGAAUGAAAAAUUUACGUAUUUUAUCGCUCGGUCGAAAUUAUAUCAAGUCAUUUACCGGUUUGGAAGGAGUAGCGGAUACGCUGGAAGAGCUGUGGAUCAGUUACAAUUUAAUUGAAAAACUAAAAGGAAUCAAUGUCUUGAGAAAAUUGCGGGUUCUGUACAUCAGUAAUAAUUUGAUCAAAGACUGGAUGGAAUUCACUCGAUUGCAAGAGGUGCCUUGUUUGGAGAAUUUACUAUUCACUGGCAAUCCAUUGCAUGAAAGUUUUACGGAUGAAGCCACUUACCGAGCUGAAUGUAUCAAACGACUGCCAUCACUGAAAAAAUUGGAUGGUGAAUUGGUUGUUAGUGAUGUUGACGCACAAUUUGCACAGGCACAAGCACAGCAAUCGGCAAAUCCAACGGAAUGAUUUGAU
This is a messenger RNA of Sitodiplosis mosellana (orange wheat blossom midge), 753 nucleotides long. It is a transcript of the gene ODA-Dnal1, whose product is annotated as dynein axonemal light chain 1. The record is from RefSeq and is a predicted model, not a curated record. Gene Ontology annotation, cellular component: cytoplasm. The transcript is spliced from 3 exons. NCBI's taxonomy places the organism in Eukaryota, Metazoa, Arthropoda, Insecta, Diptera, Cecidomyiidae. Bases 139 to 747 code for a protein of 202 amino acids. Gene Ontology annotation, molecular function: protein kinase binding.